UUGCAGAUCAUCGUCCUUUAACUUCGACCUCCUCGUUAAGUUUGAUGCACCUCUUCUUCAUCCUCCCUUCCACCGGGUUUCUUGGCUGGCAGCUGCGCGCCAUGAACUCCACUCUGUUCAUCAUCGGCGUCAUAGGGAACAUCAUCUCGGUUCUGGUCUUCGUUUCUCCCAUCCCGACAUUCUGGAGGAUUGUGAGGAGCAGGUCGACGGAGGACUUCGAGGCGGCGCCAUACGUCCUCACCUUGCUCAACACACUGCUAUGGCUCUACUAUGGCCUCACCAAGCCCGAUGGCCUGCUCAUCGCCACUGUCAACGGCUUCGGAGCUGUCAUGGAGACUAUCUACAUCGCGCUUUUCCUCAUCUACGCCGUCGACAAUGCCAAAAGGGUUAAAACUGCGAAGUUGGUGGCAGUUUUGGACAUCGGUUUUUUCGGGGUUGUGUUCGCGGCCACAACAUUCGCCAUUGGAGGGCUUGACAUGAAAAUCAUGGUUAUUGGAUUGAUAUGUGCUUGCCUUAGCGUGUUCAUGUACGGGUCCCCACUCACUGCCGUGAGAACGGUGAUCGCCUCAAGGAGCGUGGAGUACAUGCCCUUCUUCCUCUCAUUCUUCCUCUUCCUCAAUGGAGGAGUCUGGGCCACGUAUGCCAUACUCGACAAAGAUGUCUUCCUUGGGGUCCCUAAUGGAAUAGGCUGCUUCUUGGGCGGCAUCCAGCUGGUUAUCUAUGCAAUAUACAGGAACAGUAAGGUCGGCUCUCAGUCUCAUGACAGUGACGAAGCAGCAUAUGAUGCUUCGGCUUCUCUUCUGUCCUCUGAGGCCGGCAGACAUGGCCAGAAUGAUGUAUCCGCCCGUGUUUAGUGAAUUUGGACGACGUGCUAAAAUAUACUGCUGUAGUGAUUGUGUAAAAUUAUGUGAUGUUUUGUAGAGUGAAAUCCAUUUUUUACCACUCUACUUGAUAUUUGUAAAGCUAGCUAGCUAUCCAUUUAUCAGUUUUCAUCGGAUUACCCUGUUUAACAAAAGUUUCGCAAGUUUGUAUCCCAAUUAGCGAAAGUUUUGUCA
Triticum dicoccoides is the source of this 1055-nucleotide messenger RNA. Its product is annotated as bidirectional sugar transporter SWEET17-like. Gene Ontology annotation, biological process: carbohydrate transport. The transcript is spliced from 6 exons. Gene Ontology annotation, molecular function: sugar transmembrane transporter activity. Gene Ontology annotation, cellular component: membrane. The coding region runs from base 45 to 854 and encodes 269 amino acids. NCBI's taxonomy places the organism in Eukaryota, Viridiplantae, Streptophyta, Magnoliopsida, Poales, Poaceae. The record is from RefSeq and is a predicted model, not a curated record.